Molecule: messenger RNA, 2085 nt
Organism: Lodderomyces orthopsilosis Co 90-125
Lineage: Eukaryota; Fungi; Ascomycota; Pichiomycetes; Serinales; Debaryomycetaceae
Exons: 1
Coding region: 1-2085 (694 amino acids)
Biological process (GO): DNA-templated transcription
Source: RefSeq, a predicted model, not a curated record
AUGCCCAGAGUCUCAGCUAGAAGUAAUAAAGGAAUGCAUCGAGGACGCGAUGAUGAGUACCAUUAUGACGGCGACGUCACCAAGAACACACAAACUGCAUCAAGUGGAAAAGAUACAGAAACUACCACCAAUAGCAAAUCCCGAGACGACCCUGAAUAUGUUGAUAAUGGUCAAGCAGAUGUUGAUGAUGACGCCGAUCAUGAGGAGAUCAACUGUGGCCCUUGUGGAACGACGACGGAAAAUUUUAAUGAAGAUACUGAUCCAUAUGGUGAUAUGGUUCAAUGUGAUAAAUGCAACACUUGGCAACAUAUAAAAUGUAUGGGGUUGAAAAAGAGGACAAUACCUGAUGAUUACAUAUGUGAUGAAUGUUCAGGAAAUCCAAGACCAAAAACCAAGAAGAGAAAUCUGUCAAUGUCUGUUGCAAAAGAAGAACCUAAUGCCAAAAGAAGAAAGAGUUCAACUGCCCAAAGCCCCAAUGGAGGCAAUUCUAAACAGCAAUCUCCAAUCGCCACUGACGGACCGUCUAGAAUAAUUAAAGCGUUGAACGACCCAACACGAAUUAGUAUCGCCAAAGCCUUUUACAAUUUCUUUAAAAAGGCGUACCCUGUCAAAGAAGGAGAAACAACCAGUGAAGAAACUAAGGAUGGUAAAGCCACAUCAUUGGCUUUGGAAGUUGAGGAGAUUAUUGAUCGUGAGUUUCCAGUGAAAUCAGCCAAGGUAAAAUACACAGAUGAAAGUCGAAGAGUUUUAUUUGUAUUGAAGAAGCAUUUCACAAAUGAUAUAUUUGCUGGUAAGAUAACUUUAGAUGAUGUUGUGAAAAAGACUCCACAAGAGAUUAAUGAAGAUAUAGCUAGAAUUGAACAACAAAACAAAAAAAAUAUCAAAAAUAUAGUUUUGGUUGAAAUUGAACAAGACCAAAUUGUUAGAAGAACCCAUAAAGGCGAAAUCAUAAAAGAAAAUGAAAAUGAAACUGUUGAUCAAAUUGAUGAAAGUAUAGCAACUCGGAAAGUUGAUCAUCGUCGUUUUUCACAUCAUGAUACCACCACUCCAAUGAACAUUAUUCCUCCUCCUAUUGAACAAACUGCUUAUAAUAAUGCAAAUCCUCGAUUAGGUGGGGGUGAUUUCUCAAGCGAUAACGAACAUAGUGAUAUUGAAAAUGCUGCUAGUGAUUAUGGCAGCGUUUUUGGCAGCGAUGUAGGAGAAGGUGAUGAUGAAGAUAGUAAUGGUAAAGGAAAAUCAACUGGUAAUGAGGAUUCAAAUGUUGAAACUAAAUCUACUAGCUCUUUAAGUGAUGCUCAAGCUAGCGAAACUCCUGAUGAAGAAAAAUUAGGUCCAAUUUUGGGUGAGGAGUCCAAGAAGGAGCCUCAAAAUACAGAUAGUAGGGAUUCAACAGAUGCCACCCCAACAAAGCAGCAGGUUUGGAGUGGAUCAAUUACAUUCCCCGACUUUGCUCAAUUCAAUGCCGAUGCAAAGUUUUACUCGUCCACCGAUGUCAAAUCAAAUUUUGAAAAUGCUUUACAAACAGCUAAAUCUAUUUUCACAGAAUCUAAAUAUAUAAUCCAAGGUAAAUUAGGCCGUGACAGAUGCGAUUCCUAUUUGAACGCCAUUGUAUCAACUAGAAAUUUAUAUAUUGUUCAAAUUUCACCUAGUGAUGACACAACCGACAAAGACAAAAACCAACGGCACUUUGACAAAUUGUAUCAUUUUUUAAUCAAAGAGAACCGAGUCGGUGUAUUGAGUGGCAAACCUUCUUUUGUCAAGGAUUCAUAUUUGAUGCCCAUAGAUUUCAGAGAUCCUAAUUUGGCUUCAGUUUUGAAAAAUCAUAAACAAAAACAACAUAGAGUUGAAAUUGGAUUGUUUGCUGUGUUUGUUGUUCAAAAAAGUUAUACUCCCAAUGGAUCUGGUGGAAGUGGUGCUAGUAGUACUCGCAGUAAUGGAAAUGGCGGUGAUGUGCAUAGACCUAGUUAUGCUCGUGGCGGACCUAGUUAUUCUGAUGUUGGUAGUGGCAAUAGUAGUACCCUGGUGCCACAGGUGCCACAUGAUGAUGGAAAUGACUUGAAUUCGAUUUUGAAUCAAUUGCAAUAA